AUGAUGUUGUAUCUCAACACGGGGCUUCUCUCUGCUCUCCUUGGCUAUCUCAUCUGUAUUGCCAAUGUUUACGCAAUUGGGCAGGAAACCUGCGUGUCCUUCAAGUCUGGACCUUCCUCUUUUGCCGUUGUAAGCGGCAAUUCUGCUACUCCCAUUUUCCUCUCCGAAGAUGACUGGCCCGGUGUCCAACACGCUGCUAUCAACUUUGCUUCUGACAUCGAGCAAGUAACGGGAAAAUCACCUCGAUUAUCCAAUGUUACCUCUUCAGUGAAGGCGUCUUCGCCACCAAUAAUAAUCGGGACUCUUGGCAGGUCGUCGCUCAUCGAUGCCGUCGUGAACCAUACACAAUUGGAUGUCUCUUCCGUAUCCGGCAAUUGGGAGGCGUUCAUGACAAAAGUGGUCGACAACCCUCUCCCCGGAGUAGCUAAAGCAUAUGUUAUGAUUGGAGCAGACAAGAGAGGUACGAUUUAUGCUAUGUACGAUCAUUCCGAGCAGCUUGGCGUGUCUCCAUGGUACUGGUGGGCAGACGUACCGACGACUAAGAACUCUGAAAUCUUCUUCUCUUCUCCUGGGUGCUCACAUGGGUCACCAACUGUGAAAUAUCGCGGCAUCUUCCUCAACGAUGAGCAGCCAGCUCUGACAAAUUGGGCAAUGGAGAAAUUCACGAACGGCACAGGCGCCGCUUUGACAGGCUCUCCGUUCAAUCAUUUCUUCUACACAAAGCUAUUUGAACUUAUUCUUCGUAUGAAGGGUAAUUAUCUUUGGCCUGCACAAUGGGCCAGUGCUUUCAACGUAGACGAUGUGGAGAACCAGCCUCUUGCGGAUUGGUACGGUGUUGUCAUGGGCACAAGUCAUGAGGAGCCUAUGAUGCGCUCUAUUCCAGUAGAAUGGAGCCUUUUCGGCGUCGGUCCGUGGAACUAUACGACAAACUCCGCAUUCAUAUAUAAUUUCUGGGUGAACGGCACUAUACGUGCAAAGCCGUAUGAGAGUAUCUUCACCGUGGGUAUGCGAGGUGAUGGAGACUUGCCUCUGUCGGAGACGACGAAUAUCGAUCUUCUGGAGAAAGUUGUGUCCGAUCAGCGACAGAUUCUCAUGACUGUCUUCAAUGAGACAGACGUAACAAAUAUCCCACAGGUUUGGGUACUCUACACCGACGUGCUUGGUUAUUAUGAUGAUGGAAUGCGCGUACCAGAUGAUAUAACUCUACUCUGGAGCGACGACAAUUGGGGAAACAUGGUUCGUUUGCCCAUCCCAAGCGAAUUCAACAGGACAGGAGGUGCAGGUGUCUAUUACCAUUACGACCUUGUCGGUCCUCCAAGAGAUUACAAGUGGAUCACAAGCUCGCAAAUGAUGAAGACUUAUGAUCACUUGUCAAAUGCGCUUGCCCGUCAAGCUGAAAGGAUCUGGAUCGUGAAUGUCGGAGAUCUUAAGCCGUACGAGCUCAACACAGAGUUUUUCCUGUCAUACGGAUAUAAUGCCUCACGCUGGUCGCGUGAUAACCUCAACACGUUCGUAUCGCAAUGGGCGCAGCGCGAAUUUGAUGUAUCCCCGUCGGUCGCGAAUGAGAUCGAGGAGAUCAUGACAAACCUUACGAGAUGGAACAAUAGACGAAAGCCUGAGCUGCUGAACGGUACGAUAUUCAGUUUGACGGACUAUAGAGAAGCCGAGAGAGUUUCAGCUGCUUGGGAUGCGCUCCUAAAUGCUUCGACUAAAAUAUAUGAUAGCCUUCCUUCCCAAUAUCAGGCAGCUUUCUUCGAGCUCGUACAACAUCCAGUACUAGCGAGUUCGACGCUCGGUAACAUGUGGAUUGCUCAAGGCAUGAACAACCUUCGUGCGACCCAGGCUCGCUUAAGCACGAAUAAUCUUGCGGACCAAGUCGAAGCCUUGUUUGCUCAGGAUUACGCAAUUGAAACACAGUACCAUUCACUAUUGAACGGGAAAUGGGAUCACAUGAUGGAUCAAACCCAUGUCCAAUACUUCUAUUGGCAACAGCCCAUGGCCAACGCCAUGCCACCUAUUUCUCGCAUUCAAGCGAAGAAGCAGGCUUUAGCUGGUGUAAUGCGAAUUUCUCCCGAAGGUACGAAGGGUGCAUGGCCAGGAGAUAAUCCAAACCAGUGCUCUGCAGGUUACAACUGUCCACCUUUUACGAUGACGCUGGAUACGUAUGUCCCGUUCAAUUCGCGUUUCAUUGACGUCGGUGCAGGCGGACCAGCACCAUUCACCUUCACCGCGACUUCAAAUGCUUCAUGGCUUAUCCUAACACCUGACAAAGGCUCGGUAUCGCCGUCGAACCCUGAGCUGCGUGUCGAGGCGACUGUCGAUUGGAGUAAGGUGGAGGGCGUUCAAAUGGCUCAAAUAAACUUCAACGCGACUGCGCAGGGACAAACUCCCUUGAGUGUACCGGUGUUCUUCGUUGCGAAUCAUACCGUAGCGCCAAGUGGCUUCAAGGGAUUUGUGGAAGGUGACGGAGGAAUAUCCAUCGAGGCAGCCCAUGCUUCGCGAAACACAACCGUGGCGGGUAUCACUUGGACUGAGCUUCCGGACUACGGGAAGACAGAGUCUGGUGUGACGCCAUGGCCGCGGUCCGGGAAUGAUUUUAAUAACUUCACGGCCGGCUCCGGACCAAGCAUCGAAUACGACUUCUACAACUUUAAUACCAUCGGCGGAGGUGGAAAAAUCUCUGCGAAUGUGCUGGUAUCGCCAACGCUGAACAGCAUGGGGCCAGAUAGGCCUAUCAAGAUCGCCGUGCAAAUGGACGACCAGACACCUCAAACUGUGGCUUUCAUUCCCCCUGCGCCUCCAGGUACUCUUCCGCCGCAAUGGGACGGCAAUGAUGGUUUUGUAGCGAAUGCCAUUGUAAGUGUUCCCACGAGCUGGUCUGCACAGCCGGGUGCGCACACGCUCAAGCUUUGGAUGGUUGAGCCGGCAGUCGUUGUGCAGAAGAUAGUUAUUGAUACCGGUGGUGUUCGCCCAAGUUACCUUGGUCCACCGGAAAGUAUUCGUCUAUAA
Molecule: messenger RNA, 3009 nt
Organism: Fomitiporia mediterranea MF3/22
Lineage: Eukaryota; Fungi; Basidiomycota; Agaricomycetes; Hymenochaetales; Hymenochaetaceae
Exons: 21
Coding region: 1-3009 (1002 amino acids)
Source: RefSeq, a predicted model, not a curated record